Messenger RNA from Mya arenaria, 1932 nucleotides. Its product is annotated as toll-like receptor 6. The transcript is spliced from 2 exons. Gene Ontology annotation, cellular component: extracellular matrix. Gene Ontology annotation, molecular function: protein binding. The record is from RefSeq and is a predicted model, not a curated record. NCBI's taxonomy places the organism in Eukaryota, Metazoa, Mollusca, Bivalvia, Myida, Myidae. The coding region runs from base 290 to 1930 and encodes 546 amino acids.
AGAGAUUCACCUGCAGGAAAAAAACUCAUCACAAAAAUGUAUUAAAACCCCAGAAGAAUACGUGGUUUUGAAACUAUAAAUCUUUUGCUUUUAACCUUUUCACGGAAGAUAUAAAUAUUUGUCUGGGAGACUGACAGAGGAAAGGUUGGGAUAUGCGAAUUCUAUUGCACGGCGCAUUGUUGCUGUUCGCACGUUGUAGCACUGCUGUGAUGACGUUUAGCGUUUAUGUAUUGAUGGAAUGGUGAAAAUGGACAUGUAUAUAAUGGACUUUGCUUGAAAAGGAAUACAUAUGAAUUAUGCGAAGAGGAUGAAAACGUAUUUUCACAAUGCAGCCGUGUAUAUUACACUUGUAGCAGUCAUUUGUAUGAAUUCAGUUACGCCAUUUUCGUGUCCAGAAAGUAUUGCCAAAUUGUGUUCCUGUUAUACAAAGCAAAUCCACAAAUCUGGCUUGCGCCAAGUACAUCAUUACGUCGACUGUUCUUCAAGAGAAUUUUUCAAGGUGCCAUUUUUCGACUUUCCUGAAGGAACAAAAUUAAGGGAAUUACGAUUGCAAAACAAUUCUAUUUUAUCACUUUCAUCGAAUGAUUUCCACCACCCGAUUAUAGCAGAACGAGUUGAUAUAAGUCGGAAUCCCGUAGGAAAUUCGCUGCCAGAUGCGUUUUUCAGCACAGUUGUUAGAAAUGUUCAAGCGAUAAUUGCCAGAGAGAUAGGCUUAGAUCUUCAGAAUGUGUCAUCACUUGCUUUCACGAGAAAUGCAUUUUCUCUUCAAGAGUUAGACCUAUCAAGAAAUUGGGCUUAUGGAGUGGACAUGCUACCAGCACUUUUUAUAGACAACAACAUACACUCUCUUCAAAACCUUUCUUUGUCGUCCUGCAGAAUAAGACGGAUAAAUGCGCAUGCGUUCAUUGGAUUAGUGCAUCUUCAUGUUUUAGACCUCAGCCAGAAUUUCCUCGCGAAAGUACCAAAAGCAAUCAAUAGACUGAGUCUUCUUCGAAAGCUCAACUUAAGCGAAAAUGAUAUCACAGUUCUUCGGCAUGGUGAUUUUAGCGAACUGCAUUGCCUACAAGAAUUAGACCUUUCAAAAAACUUGCUUGGACAGCUUGAAGCAUUCAGGAACGGAGCUUUAUUCGGGAUUGGAAAUUCACUCACACACCUUUACCUACACGACGCUCAUUUGACAAAUAUUCCAUCACGAAUGCUUUCUGAAUUAAAUAUUCUACAACAUUUAGAUUUAUCCAGUAACAAAAUAUCGGUUAUGACCAACAAUUCAUUUAAAGGGAAAUAUUCUUUGGUCUCACUAGAUAUUAGUGACAAUCCAUGGAUAAUCGACGCACGCAUGUUUCACGGCGUUGGACAGACUUUACGAGUUUUGCGUAUGCGAAGAGCUGGCCUUAACUACAUUCCAACCGCAACACUUCAAUAUCUUCAAGUUUUAGAGGAGUUAGACCUUUCAUUUAAUUCCUUACUAUCAAUAAAUAGUAAAGACCUGCACAGUAUUUCUGCUAGACGUUUACUCUUUCGGGGGAACAAAAUACAUUUCAUCAGUCCUGAUGCUUUUUCGCAUUACAAGAGACCAGUCGACGUAGAUAUUUCCAGAAAUGAGCUAUCCACGCUGGAUUUUAUAUUUGAAUCAGAAAAAUGCACGUUUUACAAGGUAAACAUCACUUCCAAUGGCUUUCUCUGUGAUUGUAACAUUGAAAAGUUAAUCAGUUCCAGAAGGACUCAUAUUCUUGAUGGCGAUUGUGCUCUUAAAUCAGGGGUGAACGUUUCAUUUAAUAAUGCUAUCGUGGAGGGUGAACUGGAGAAACAGUGCGGGGUGUCUGACUCGUCCUAUUGUAUAUGGUGGAUCAAGAAUAAUAGUGAACAUGUGAAUGAACUCAAUAUCCGUAUGUUUAUAAUUUUGAUAAUGCUCACAUUAUUAACGGUUUGAUA